AUGACUACCGCUAGUGCUGCACUACCCGAAGAUGCGCCAACUGCGCAGAAUGAUGGCACUAAAGAGAUGCUUGCCCCGACGCAUUGGGAGAACACCACCACCGACCCAGCCGAUGCCGACAACUCAGACACCGAUUCCUCGCUGGGUGACGACAAUGCCAGUUCGACCGCAUCCAUCAACUCGAGCAUUCUCGACUACCGAACCAUCAACGGCCGGACAUACCAUGCAGAACGAGGCGAUGCCCAGUACUGGGCGUCCAACGAUAACCAGGCCUCUGAAGCUCUCGAUAUUAUCCACCAUACAUCAUGCCUAAUCAUGGAUGGGAAGCUCAACUUUGCGCCUGUCGAGGCGCCCAAGAAGGUGCUCGACAUCGGUACCGGCACGGGAAUUUGGGCUAUGGACUUUGGCGACAAGUUCCCCGAAGCCGAAGUUAUCGGAACAGAUAUCUCGCCCAUCCAGCCGAGCUGGGUCCCCCCGAAUGUCAAGUUCGAGAUUGAAGACUUCACCCUUGAUUGGACGUUCCCCCAUAACUCGGCCGACUUCGUCCACAUGCGCUUCCUCUAUGGCAGCGUCCCCGACUGGUACGCCCUUUACGAGCGCGCAUUCCAAGCGACCAAGCCCGGCGGUUGGGUCGAGUCUCAUGAGGGUGACCCCAUGGGUCUUAGCGACGAUGAUAGUGUCAAGCCUGGCAGUGCCAUUGCUGAGUGGGGCAAGUUCUUCCACGAGGGUGGCAAGAAGCUCGGUCGCGUCUUCACGCCUCUUCCUGAUAACCUGCAAGAGAAAGGCAUGAAGGCCGCUGGUUUCGUAGACAUUCAGUCCAAGACGAUCAAGGUUCCUGUAGGAGACUGGCCCAAGGAGGAGCGUCUCAAGGAGAUUGGCCGAUUUACCACACUGAGCAUUCUAUCUGAUGUCGAAGGACACAUCGCCUUUAUGGCUACUCUGCUCGAAGGCUGGACAAAGGAGCAGGUUGUGCUCUACUGCGCCCAGUUGAGAAAGGAGUUGAAGUCCAAGAAGCAAGCGAAUGCUUACUACCUCCAGCGAAUUGUCUGGGGACGUAAGCCCGCUGAGGGAGAGGUCACGACUGAAGCAUAG
Messenger RNA from Fusarium poae, 1092 nucleotides. RefSeq lists its product as uncharacterized. Gene Ontology annotation, molecular function: methyltransferase activity. The transcript is spliced from 3 exons. Bases 1 to 1092 code for a protein of 363 amino acids. Lineage: Eukaryota; Fungi; Ascomycota; Sordariomycetes; Hypocreales; Nectriaceae. The record is from RefSeq and is a predicted model, not a curated record.